Pristis pectinata (smalltooth sawfish) is the source of this 2620-nucleotide messenger RNA. RefSeq names its product cleavage and polyadenylation specific factor 3 (gene cpsf3). NCBI's taxonomy places the organism in Eukaryota, Metazoa, Chordata, Chondrichthyes, Rhinopristiformes, Pristidae. Gene Ontology annotation, biological process: mRNA 3'-end processing by stem-loop binding and cleavage. Bases 54 to 2135 code for a protein of 693 amino acids. The transcript has 18 exons. Gene Ontology annotation, molecular function: RNA binding; 5'-3' exonuclease activity; RNA endonuclease activity. The record is from RefSeq and is a predicted model, not a curated record. Gene Ontology annotation, cellular component: mRNA cleavage and polyadenylation specificity factor complex.
CCGUUGGCGGCGGGACCGGAAGCGGCGGCCGGGCCGGGCCGGGCAGGCGGGAGAUGUCGGCGAAGCGGAAGGCGGAGAAUGUGAUCCCGGCGGAGGAGAGCGACCAGCUACUGAUCCGCCCGCUAGGAGCUGGCCAAGAGGUGGGAAGAUCAUGCAUCAUUGUGGAAUUCAAAGGAAGAAAAAUCAUGUUGGAUUGUGGGAUACACCCUGGUCUUGAAGGAAUGGAUGCCCUCCCGUACAUUGAUCUGAUUGACCCAGCAGAGAUAGACCUCCUCCUUAUUAGUCAUUUCCAUUUAGAUCACUGUGGUGCGCUUCCAUGGUUCCUGCAAAAAACUAGUUUUAAAGGCAGAACAUUUAUGACUCAUGCUACAAAAGCUAUAUAUCGCUGGCUGUUGUCUGAUUACGUCAAAGUCAGUAAUAUAUCUGCAGAUGAUAUGCUAUACACAGAAUCAGAUCUAGAAGAAAGCAUGGAUAAGAUUGAAACAAUCAACUUUCAUGAAGUGAAGGAUGUGGCAGGAAUCAAAUUUUGGUGUUACCAUGCAGGACAUGUCCUGGGAGCAGCCAUGUUCAUGAUUGAAAUAGCUGGGGUGAAGAUUUUGUAUACUGGAGAUUUUUCACGACAAGAGGAUAGGCACUUAAUGGCAGCUGAAAUUCCCAGUGUCAGACCUGAUAUUCUUAUUAUAGAAUCCACAUAUGGUACUCACAUCCAUGAGAAACGUGAGGAGCGUGAAGCUCGAUUCUGUAACACCGUACACGAUAUUGUGAAUCGUGGAGGACGCUGCCUCAUCCCUGUCUUUGCUCUAGGCCGUGCACAAGAGCUGCUGCUGAUUUUAGAUGAAUAUUGGCAGAACCAUCCUGAACUACAUGACAUCCCCAUUUAUUAUGCCUCAUCCCUGGCAAAAAAAUGUAUGGCUGUGUAUCAAACCUAUGUCAAUGCCAUGAAUGAAAAAAUUCGAAAACAAAUCAGUAUUAAUAAUCCUUUUGUCUUCAAACACAUCAGCAACCUAAAGAGUAUGGAUCAUUUUGAUGACAUUGGUCCAAGUGUGGUGAUGGCCUCUCCUGGUAUGAUGCAAAGUGGUUUAUCCAGGGAAUUGUUUGAAAGUUGGUGCACUGAUAAGAGGAAUGGCGUCAUUAUUGCAGGUUAUUGUGUUGAAGGUACACUUGCUAAGCACAUUAUGUCAGAGCCUGAGGAAGUAACAACCAUGUCUGGACAGAAGUUACCAUUGAAGAUGUCAGUAGAUUACAUUUCAUUCUCUGCGCAUACAGAUUACCAACAGACAAGCGAAUUUAUUCGUGCAUUAAAGCCACCACAUGUGUUGCUUGUCCACGGAGAACAGAAUGAAAUGGCCAGACUGAAGGCAGCACUUAUCCGGGAAUAUGAAGACAAUGAUGAGGUUCAUAUUGAGGUCCACAACCCACGUAACACUGAAGCUGUGACAUUGUACUUCAGAGGUGAAAAACUUGCCAAGGUGAUGGGCUCAUUGGCAGACAAAAAAGCUGACCAAGGUCAAAGGAUCUCAGGGAUACUUGUAAAAAGAAACUUCAACUAUCACAUACUUAUCCCUUCUGACCUAUCCAAUUACACUGACUUGGCAAUGAGCACAGUGACACAGACCCAGGCCAUUCAGUACUCGGGAUCUUUCAUGCUAUUGGCACAUCACCUCCAAACUCUUGCAGAUGACGUGGAAGAAAUAGAAGUUCAGGAAAAACCAGCACUGAGGGUCUUCAAAGCAAUCACAGUGAUUCAGGAGCCAGGCAUGGUUAUGCUGGAGUGGGUGGCAAACCCAUUAAAUGACAUGUACGCUGAUGCAGUAAUGACAGUGAUUCUGGAAGUGCAGUCAAACCCUAAAGCACAGAAAGUCAUGCAACAAAGUGCAAACAAAAAAGUUGACAAGGAAACAUACGCAAAGAGGUUGGAGGUUAUGCUGGAAGAUAUGUUUGGCCAGGAUUGUGUAUCCAAAUCUAAUACUGGCAAUACUCUCUCUGUAACAGUGGAUGGAAAGGCAGCAAAUAUUUCUCUUGAUACACGGAUGGUUGUGUGUGAAGAGGGCAGUGUGGAGGAUGAACCACUUCGAGAAAUGGUGGAAGUGGCAGUGCAGCGGCUUUAUGAAACAAUACACCCAGCACUCUCUUGAAGUGGAGAAAACAGUGAUAAAUAUGAACUGUAUUCUGUUUGUGUCUUCAACAUUUAAUAACGUCCCUCCAUUUUUGUCAGCCGAGUCCCUUAUGCGAGUGCUGUAAAUGCUCCCAUCUAGUUUGAACAAACUGGAAAUGUGCAUUCUGUUGCAACUUUAAGCUGACUUUAUAUGUUUAGAACUAGACCAAUUGCUGUUUGAAGGAAAAUCUGGUUAAUUACCUCCUUUGAGCCAAAAGUACAAAGACUGAGAUGGCAUGACUUCAAAGUCAUCAAUAAUGCUGUAAUGUUUUCCUGAAAAUAUUAUUUCUUUGUUGUCAGUCUUGAUUGAGUAGUAAGGAAAUGAUCUGAUUUGGUUAUUUGAAUCUUUAUUUAGUAAAAAUAAAAUAACAACCAAAACAGAUGUGUUUUGGGGUAUCUGUUGGGUUCCUAGUAAGAUGGAAGUAGGCAUGUUUUAAAAAUAAACUUACAUUUUUACAAAAUUAA